This is a messenger RNA of Corticium candelabrum, 3422 nucleotides long. Its product is annotated as isocitrate dehydrogenase [NAD] subunit beta, mitochondrial-like. Gene Ontology annotation, biological process: tricarboxylic acid cycle; isocitrate metabolic process. The record is from RefSeq and is a predicted model, not a curated record. Gene Ontology annotation, cellular component: mitochondrion. Gene Ontology annotation, molecular function: magnesium ion binding; oxidoreductase activity, acting on the CH-OH group of donors, NAD or NADP as acceptor; NAD binding. NCBI's taxonomy places the organism in Eukaryota, Metazoa, Porifera, Homoscleromorpha, Homosclerophorida, Plakinidae.
UUUCUGACAAAAUUUUCUGGGGACUCUACUAAGAAAGUUGUUUAGAUGACAUUGAGCAAGAAUAAAAUACAAAUCUUAACUUUUUGAGAUGCCAUUUUUGAAUCAUAAAAUAGGAAAUGCUAAUGUCCCUGUUGACUUUGAGGAACUUGUAAUCAGUGGAGCAAUCACAACAGACUCUGGAGUAAUCGACCAAGCAGUCUCAUCUAUCAAGAGAAAUCGAGUAGCACUCAAAGGCGUGCUGUCCACCCCACUGGAUGGUCCUGCAGAUUCAAGAUCACUCAAUGUGCAGAUGAGAGUCAAUUUGGAUCUAUUUGCUAGUGUUGUUCAAUGUAAGACUCUUCCUGGUCUGGACACAAGACAUGGAAACAUUGAUAUUGCUGUGAUUAGAGAAAACACUGAAGGAGAAUACAGUGGACUAGAACAUGAGAGUAUUGAUGGUGUGGUCGAAAGUUUGAAAAUUAUUACAAGGGAGAAGUCUCACCGAAUUGCGAAGUUUGCUUUUGAUUAUGCCAUGCAGAACAACAGGAAGAAAGUCACUGCUAUACACAAAGCUAACAUCAUGAAACAGGCUGAUGGUAUGUUUCUUGAAUGUUGUACACAAGUUGCUGAGCUGUACCCAAAGAUCAAGUUUGAAUCAAUGAUAGUUGACAACACUUGCAUGCAGCUGGUGGCUAAUCCUCAACAAUUUGAUGUUAUGGUUAUGCCUAAUUUGUAUGGUAAUAUUGUAAGUAAUGUGUGUGCUGGAUUGGUGGGCGGUGCUGGUGUAGUGCCAGGGAUGAAUAUUGGUGAUCAGUAUGCCGUCUUUGAACAGGGUGCAAGACACAAGGCUAUUGAAUUAGCUGGUAGGAACAAGGCAAAUCCAACGGGAAUCAUUUUGUCUGCAGUUGCAAUGCUGAAUCACCUCAAGUUAGGAGAACAUGCCUCAGCUAUUUCCAUAGCUUUGAAGAAAGUUAUUGCAGAUCAGAAGAUUCUUACGUCUGAUCUGGGAGGUUCGGCAGGAACAGGAGAGUUUGUUCAAGCCAUUGUGAAGGAAUUGCAUGAUAUUGCCAUUGCUGAAAAAGCAUGUAGAUACUGUCAAUAACAGUAAAAGAGUAAGGUGACCAAGUACAGUAUUGAUAUUAGAAUCAGAUAUACAUAAAGAAGUGUGAAAAAGUACCUAUAUAAUCGAUCAGCAGGUGUAGAGAAAGUGAACCAUCUUGUUGUCAUCAUCAGGGUACUUAUUUGCACUUAGAGAUGUGCUUCUAAGCAUGGACAGACUGUUUUCAGACAUAGAACUUGAGGCAUAGACAUCUGCUUACAUGAUGUUCCGUUGCUAUAUAUGAUGCAUGUACAGCUGAUGUGUAAUGUGGGGGGAGGCGAAGGGGUUGGCGGGUGGACUGGAGUUGAGUACCUCUACGUGCUGAGCCUGGUAACGUAUGCGGCUAAGCUUGAUGCCCACUUGACAGUCCUCGUGUGAAGUAGUCCAGAGAUUGUCAGCAGUUCCACUUGUCUUGGUUUUGCAAAUCAAUGAAGUUUCAGAUUUCAUCAGCAUAUGUAGUUGGUAUUCCAGUUCUUGUUGAUUUUGAAAUGAUAACUAGGGCGUUUGUGGAUGUUGCAAAAUGGGGGAUAACUGUUCGCUCUCAAUCAGCAAAACCAAAGGAAUAGUCAUGUGUUCUGUGACAGGGAUAUGGUUUUGGUUCAUGUUGAUGGAGGGGAAACUGAGAUGGUGGAUUGCUUUAUGUACUUGGAGCUAAUGUAUCAAGAGAGAUGGAGAUAUAAUGAUGUCUGAUUUUAGCAGUAGUAUAGGCUUUCCCAAAGGUUAUGGGGCUCUGAGGAAACCUAUUUUCAACAACUCCAACAUGUCAGUGGAUACUACGAGAGCUAUUUACAAAGAACUGGUUUUGGCAGUGCUAUUGUGUGGAUCUGAAACUUGGGUGUUAAAAUCACAACACACAACAAGACUGUCUUUCACAAUUGUUGUGUGAGGACUAUAGUAGGAGUCACCAGUGGCAAGAGAGCCUAACAUAGCAACUCCAGCUUUCAAUGAAAGGUUUAAUUGACAUGACUUGACCAUUUUUGAUGUCAAAAUGGAGGGGCGGCUAUGGUGUCAUGUAUAUUGGUACAUGAGGGUCGUCUUCCAAAGAAAUUGGCGUGGGAUUUAAGGAAGACAAGACCUGGCCAUGAAACAAAGAGGAAGUGGAGAGAUUUAGUCACGAUUUGGAGUCAAUAGGUGUCAAGGACAGCGUGUACAAGAAGUGCCAAGACAAGAACGGAUGUUUAAGAGGAAGUCAAUAAGGUAUCAGUAAAUGUGUAGGAAGAACAAAGAACAGAUGUGCAGCAAACAUGCUAUCUAAGGGGAAGGGUUACAUCUGUAAAUGCAGGAGACCAUUUCAACGAUCAGGCAACCUUACAAGGCAACGGAUAUUUUUCCAGAGUGCACUAUACAUGUCAAUUUCCCAGGAUGGCAAUGCAAGGUUGCUGUUAUCAUAGUGCACCAUAUAACAGCUAUGGACAACUUCAAGGUUCAAGUCCAGGAUGAGCCAAGGUGUGAUUCCCGUGAGCAAGGAACUCGCAGACAAUUGCCUCUCUUGACUCGGGAGUAGAAAUGAGUACUGUACCUGGUCUUUCACUGGGACCGGUGGCAUUGGCACCAUAAGAUAUCCUGCAGCAUACUGGUACUUGUGGGCUUGAGAUCCAAUCCCAGAGCUGCGCCAAAGUCUGCCCAGGCCCUGUGUGAUACUGACAGGUGAAGCUAUCUUUGGAUACAAAACAUCUGAACGGCUUAGCCAUUUCUCUCUUUUAGUCUGUCACGUGUCAACAGGCGACUAUUUUUGGGUUACUCAAAUUAUCAUAACGUUUGGGAGAGGGGGGGGGGGUACUUACAUUGACUGAAGCGAAGUGACUGAAUGCCGUUGCCGCUCACGUAUCUAUUCUGCUAACUGGUAUAUUAGAGGUAGUUGAUCAAUGUACAGUGGUGUUAAAGUUAGUGGUGCGAGUUAUACGUCUAUAUCUUUUGUCUACUGCGUGUCUUCCGCUGUGCGUGUGUACCGACUCUAGCCUUCCUUCAAACGACCCGUAACAUUGGGGGCUCAGGCGGGAAAGGAAGAGAAGCAUAGAAAUAACGGGAAACGCUGGUAUUCAGUGGAAGAAGGGACGUGAUAGAAAGAUAAUCGAUGGAGCGUUUGGUGGAACUCGGUGAAAGAAUGGACUGCAAGGUAAGGAGUUACAAUCCUUUGUGGUUGAGCAGCAGUCGAUUGAACGAGAAGACAGACAUAAAGAAAGGGAAUAGAGAGUGUUGGAGUUGGAAAACGAAGAAGCAACACACAGGCUCAAGUUAGAAAUGAAAAAGAUAGAGUUGGAUGCCGCUGCCGUAGGCACACGAGCGGUUGAGCCAGAGCCCGGAAGCAAAGGGCGUACAAGCAAGUUUCCUAAAUUAGAUACGU